Molecule: messenger RNA, 2157 nt
Organism: Vigna angularis (adzuki bean)
Lineage: Eukaryota; Viridiplantae; Streptophyta; Magnoliopsida; Fabales; Fabaceae
Product: 3beta-hydroxysteroid-dehydrogenase/decarboxylase
Exons: 12
Coding region: 146-1885 (579 amino acids)
Biological process (GO): steroid biosynthetic process
Molecular function (GO): 3-beta-hydroxy-Delta5-steroid dehydrogenase (NAD+) activity
Source: RefSeq, a predicted model, not a curated record
UCUCUCUCUCUCUCUCUCUCUCUCUCUCUCUCUCUCUCUCUCUCCUUUUGCACUCACAUCACAUUAACAACCUUGCACAUGAAUAAUUCAAUUCAAUAAAUACGUAUAAUACAGCAUUAGCGUUCAUCGGGUCGCUCUGGCAGCAAUGACGGUGGACGAUCGGUUCGCACAUUUGAACCCUAAGACGUGCGUAGUUGUAGGUGGCAGAGGAUUCCUCGGAAGAUCAUUGGUCCUCAGGUUGUUGAAACUCGGUAACUGGAUCGUCCGAAUCGCCGAUUCCGCUCACUCUCUCCAGUUCCAUCACUCCGAGUCCAUCCUCGCGCAAGCUCUCUCUUCCGCACGCGCUUCUUACUUCCACAUCGACCUUACCGAUAAAUGCAACAUUGUCAAAGUUCUAGGAGGUUCUUCUGUUGUGUUUUUUAUGGAUGUUGCUGGCGUUGAUGUUAAUGACUUCUAUACUUGUUACAGGCUAAUAGUUCAAGGAGCCAAGAAUGUAAUUAGUGCUUGCCGAGAAUGUAGAGUGAAACGCCUAAUAUAUAACAGUUCCGCGGAUGUUGUAUUUGAUGGUUUGCAUGAUAUUCGUGAUGGAGAUGAGUCGUUGGCCUAUCCGUGGAAAACUGACAAUAUGUUGAGUGACCUUAAGGCUCAAGCGGAAUCUUUGAUCCUGAGUGUCAAUGACAUUGAUGGCCUAUUGACGUGCUCUCUUCGUCCUAGUAAUGUUUUUGGACCUGGUGACACAGAAUUUGUACCAUAUUUUCUCAAGUCAGCAAGAUAUGGUUUUACAAAGUUUAUUAUAGGGACUGGUGAUAAUCUUUCAGAUUUCACCUUUUCUGAAAAUGUUACCCAUGCCCACAUCUGUGCCGAAGAAGCCCUAAAUUUCCAAACAGUUUCUGUUGCAGGAAAGGCAUUUUUCAUCACGAAUAAUGAGCCAAUAGAAUUCUGGGAAUUUCUUUCGCUUUUGUUAGAAGGUCUUGGAUAUCGAAGGCCAUAUGUCAAACUUCCGGCUAAGUUGGCUCAAUAUAUUCUAUCAGUUUUAAAGUGGUCACAUGAAAAGUUGGGAUCCAGAUACUUCAGCUAUCCUUUAUUAGUUCACUUUUUUCAGUUAGCUUCAUACACCCGAACUUUCAACUGCACGAAAGCUCACAAACAUAUUGGAUACUCACCAAUAGUCUCCCUCGAGGAAGGAGUCACAUUAACAAUAGAAUCAUUCUCUUAUUUAUCCAAAGACUCAUGUUUAUCAAGAAGCUUCAGUUCCACUGAACAGUCAAAAGCGGAUAAGUUGCUUGGUGGAGGAAAAGUGGCUGACAUUUUAUUGUGGAGAGACGAGAAGAAAUCAUUUACAUAUUUUGUUGUGCUGGUUUUGUUGUUUUACUGGUUUUUCCUUUCUGGAAGAACUUUUAUAUCAUCUGCUGCAAAACUUUUGCUGCUUGCUACGUUACUUUUUUACGGACAUGGUUUUCUGCCGUCAAAGUUGUUUGGUUUUAAUAUACAAAGGAUACCCUUGUCUUGUUUUGAGAUCUCUGAUGCGGUAGUGAAAGAUUCAGUUAUAACCACAGUGUAUCUCUGGAAUAAGGGUUUUCAAAUAAUAAGAAGAUUGGCCCAUGGGGAAGACUGGUCUGCAUUCUUCAAGAUUGCAGUUUUUCUUUACCUUAUGAAGAUCUUCUUGUCAAAGUUGUUGACAAAAUUGAUAGGCAUAGGUUUGGUGUUCGCAUUUAUGGGAUUUUUUGUGUACGAGCAAUAUGAAUCCGAAAUUGAUGGAAUGGUUGAUGUUCUUUUCACCAGUUUGAAAGAGUUCAUGAUAUAUUUGAUGAGAAUUUCUCCUGUUUUUAAAUCGAGGCUUCUGCGUUAUCAUGACAACUUUCAGCGGUAUGAAAAGAAUGGUUAAAAACGUGAGAUAGCCAAAAGAAGAAAGUUUCAGCUUUGUUAUAUGCUAUUGAGCUCGAUUACGCCAUAUAUUUACAUAGCUAACAAUUGAAAAAGAGUCCCCUCCCUAUGAAAAAGGAUACGGAAAAUAUAAUCACGUUUCAGAAUACCCACUCUUGCAGUAUUCUGUAAUCGCAAUCUAAUUGUAUUAUGUUUAGAUUAGCUUCAGUUUGACCAAAAUCAAUUAUAAUCUCCAUGUGGAAAGCAGGAACAAGCAAGAAAUAGUUGUUUCUA